This is a messenger RNA of Lepisosteus oculatus (spotted gar), 1478 nucleotides long. NCBI's taxonomy places the organism in Eukaryota, Metazoa, Chordata, Actinopteri, Semionotiformes, Lepisosteidae. The record is from RefSeq and is a predicted model, not a curated record.
CCCUGAAAGCAACACAAGAGUUCAGUCGCGCACGAGCAGCGUGGAGAAAGACGCACGUUCCUUUUUUGGGGGGGAAUCUGCGGGACUGUGGCCCGACCUGGUGACACAGAUUUUAACUCAACCCCUGGCAACUGCGGCUUCGAGACUUGUUUCUGCCGCUCCAGCCCCUGUUCUUGAAUCCUGCUCUCUGCUUCAGAUCUCUCCCCUCGGCUCGGUCUCUUCCCGCAGGCUUGGCGAGCACGGCCCCACAGCUGCAGGGGAGCACCCCGAGGUGUCGCUUACCUGGUGCUCAACCACAGUAUUAAGAGGCUCGGAACUGGAAUGCUUGGGGCUUGUAUCUGGUGAUCUCAGUAGUUCUCGAAACCAGCCGUUGGAAAGGAUGGAGAACGCAGGCUAUGAAAAGAUUGAGGCCGAGCUGAGAGGACGGGAAAUCGGUGUCGGGAGCAGUUGUCACGCAGCGGAGGGAGGAAGAGGGCGGCCCUACCUCUCCCGCGGAGGAGGAUGAAGAAGACGCAGCAGGACGAGGCCAGGGCGGACAGGGGGAGGGCCGACAGCAGCACGAUCAGGCAGGGCAGUCCGAUUCCGGGGUGCUGGGGAGGGCCGGGGGCCUCCCUUUCCUUCUCUAGCGCUGCUGUGUGGGCUGUGGUCUCUGGAGCAGUCAGUCUGGGGGACACAGUCACCCUGCCCUGUGACCUCGAGCUCCGACACGAGACCACCUGGUUUCUGCAGCGUAACGAGACCCUGGCUCUGAGGAUUAUAGCCAGUAAGAACCAAGUGGAGCAGCAGACUGAGCCUUUUUACUACGUGAUAAGACCGGACUCUCGCUUCAGCCUGGUGCUGAACCCCUCCACUAACUCCUCCAGUCUGAGGAUUGAGGGGGUCACAGAGACAGACCAGGGACUGUACUACUGCACCACCAGAGAGAGGGGAGAGGUACAGAUAGGAAAAGGCACCAGGCUGAGGCUCCAUGGAGAAGAAUUAUCAUCGAAGGAAAAUGGCGAACAUCCCUCUGGAAUCGGCUGGUCAUGCCUGAUCAUCCUGAUCGUUGCUCCUCCUCUCUCCACCCUGAUGACAUCGUGCUUCGUCUUCUGUCUCUUUGACAGACCAGGCCGGCCACAGGACAGAAAAGGAGACAGAAGCCUCGUGCAGGGGAAGGGACGGCAGCAGGACGUGUACGAGAUCAUGCGGCCGGCCGGGGACCGAGAGGCCGGAAGCGGGCGGAGCGAUCUUCUCCCCCGGCCGCGAGCCCGGAACCUGUCAGGGUGAAGCGGCGCUUGUCUUCCCCCUCUCCUCCCGCCUCUCUGCCUGCCCGCGCCCGCUGUGCUGUUUCACAGGAAGCUCUCUGAGGCUGGGGCUUCGGGGGGAUAUGAAUAGAAGAGUGGUCACGCCCUGCCCCACCUCACUGCUCUGCUCUUGAUGCUCCCCCGCGGGUGGACCAGGCACACCUGCAGAUCUGAGGGGAAAUGCAGCCCAACGCG